AUGAUCGAGACUCCGGGCAUGUAUAUCAGCGCUUCAAGGCCCCUCGACGAAUGGUGGGCAAAAAGAGAGAAGAGAAUAAAGUUAAAAUUCACAUACAGUUCUUCGCAACCUCGACAGACUAGAAAUUCAGUGAAUAAUCUUUGGGAUCCUGAUUAUGUACCCAACUCACUUGUUCCAGUCUCUUUUGCGGCGUCGACAUACAGCGAUUACCCUUCCUCUACGAACUAUGAUAAAUAUCGUCUCGCACCUGGUCUUGAAAGACAACCUCUUCAGGGCAAGUCUUACUUUAUCACCUGGUUGAAGAUUCGAUUAACGAAGACAACGCCCCAGCGUAUAGAUACUAGUGGGGGUAUCAAUGAAGCUUGUGAUACAUUCCAAAGUGGAAGAAAGCUACUUAAUACGAUAAUUCACAAUGAGCCAAUUUUCCGGCCAUUCCUCAAGCAAAUCUUUGAAGGGUUGGACGAAGACAACGUUAAGUGGAUAGAGAUUAGGAUUCUUUUCAAGGUUGAAUUUCAAUUGGAAUGGAGUGAUACCCCAUCUGGGGAGAUUGAAAUGGCAAGAGUGAUUUGUGAAGAAAGGGAAAAGUUUGCAAUCACGAUGAAAAAGAAAAAUAAGGAAUGGUGGGGACUGCGGGUUAUCUGGACGGGCUUGAGAUUGUGGAAAGAUGAAGAAAUCAAAGCUGAUAUGGAGACUUGCAUGCGUGUGAAGGAACGAUAUCCAGAUCUGGUUUCAGGAUACGAUCUAGAGGGACAGGAAAGACUCGGUCGUACACUCGAAGAUCUCAUACCUAUUUGCCUCUGGUUUAAGCAACAAUGUGAAAGCCGCAAUUUAAACAUCCCAUUCUUCUUGCAUGCAGGUGAAGUAAAUGACCACAACCUUUACGAUGCCAUUCUUCUAGGUGCUCGACGUAUUGGUCAUGGAUAUUCACUUCCUAAACACCCGCUGCUGGAAAAGAUUUGUAAAGAGCGACAAAUCCUGAUCGAGUCCUGUCCACUGUCAGAUGAAAGUUUGAGAUUUACAAAUUCUGCCAAUGCUCAUACUUUACCAAUGCUGUUGGCAAAAGGUGUAAGUGCUAGUUUGAAUUGUGAUGACCCAUUUCUAUUAGGUCAAGAAAUGAUAGGCAUUUCAAUGGGAUUAUUCCUGUGCAUCUGGUCAUGGGACAAUCUAGAUCUCGGUGGUCUGGGUCAUUUGGCAUAG
Molecule: messenger RNA, 1197 nt
Organism: Botrytis porri
Lineage: Eukaryota; Fungi; Ascomycota; Leotiomycetes; Helotiales; Sclerotiniaceae
Exons: 4
Coding region: 1-1197 (398 amino acids)
Biological process (GO): inosine biosynthetic process; adenosine catabolic process
Molecular function (GO): adenosine deaminase activity
Source: RefSeq, a predicted model, not a curated record